AUGAAACCUCAUGAUAAAUUUAAAUUAAUUCAAGCGUUAAAUUUAACAAAUGUUAUGACUGGGUUAGAUUAUUCAGAUGAUAUAGAAUUUGUUGAACAAGUGGCAAAGUUGACCAACGUCCUUGGGGUGGAAUUGUGCAAAAUUUGGGAAGAGAUGGGUCCGGAAACAAAAUCUACAGUAUAUAUCCAAAUAGAAUUAUUAUUCCAAUUUUUAUUGAAAUUUUUGGCAGAUGAAUAUGAUGAUACUUCUUGUGCAGUAUUUUCAUUUCUUUCAGCAUUUUUAUCAGUGCUAAAGAAGCAAAUAAAACAAGUAGGCGAGCUUUCCAGUUCACAACGUGAAUUUUUGGAUUCUUUACUUAAAGUUAUUGUUAUAAAAAUGAAAUUUGAUGAUGAAUCUGAAACGGACGAUGAUGGAGAAGGGGAAGCAGAAUUUUCAGUGAUGCGCAAGAAUUUGAAGUCGUUUUUUGAUAUAAUUUAUAAUAUCGAUUCUCAAUUAUUUACUACAUAUGUUCAUUUUGCUGUACUUAAUACAUUGGCAAAUUAUGAAAAAGCUGGAAAUUCUUUUGAUUGGCGUGAUCUUGAAUUGGCGUUGCAUGUAUUGCUUUUGUAUGGUGAAGCAAUUAAAGGACAGCUGCAAUUUAUGAAAACUGAAAAUGAAAUAGUGAAAUUAACACCUUUAGGAGAAAUGUUACAGAAAAUGGUUCAAUGCAAUGUCACAACUUAUUCCCAUCCAUUAAUUAUAUUGAACUUUUUUGAGAAUGUUGUUCGUUAUUAUCAAUUUUUUGAAGUGCAACCUGAAUACAUUCCAUCUGUACUUGAAGUAUUUGUUGAUUCACGUGGUUUACAUAGUCAUGAUUCACAAAUUCGUAGCCGUUCAUGGUAUCUUUUUUAUCGAUUUAUAAAAUUACUCAAGUCAAACGUAGAUAAAUAUGUUGAAACAGAUUUAUUGAUUAUACAAGCUGUAGUCCCUCGCGUUGAUAACCCUGAUGAAAGUCCUUUGACAAAAGACAAAGCAUUGGAAGCAGGAUUUAGUGAACAGUUAUAUAUUCUUGAAACUGUUGAAUUACAAAGCUAUUUGAAUACUAAAUUAUCCGAACCUGUUGAUGUACAUACCGUCUUGCAAUUACAUCAUCUUAUAAUGGCCAUUGGUAGCAUUGCAAAAGGAUUUCCAGAAGCACCAAAAAGAUCAGCUCCAAUUGCUCCUUGGGUAGAUAUUUUAAAACAAGCGACUGAAGCUAUUCUGGUAACAUUGAAAGCUUUAGAUUGUUAUGAAAUUAUUAGAGAUGCUUCAAGAUAUUCUUUCGCUCGACUUGUUAAUGUACUUGGAAUAGAAAUAUUACCUUAUUUACCAACUUUAAUUAAUGGUUUACUCAGUAAAUGUGAAGCUUCAGAAUUGGUAGAUGUCCUUCCUUUCAUAGGACUUAUUUCGCACAAAUUUAAUCCGUCGAUCUUUGAUAUUCUCAAUGAACUUAUUGUACCUUUGGUCAAUAAAGUUUUUGUUUUCUUUAAUCAACCCCCUUCUGGAACUGAUGAUGUGCUCUUAUUGGUUAAUCUUCGAAAGGCAUACUUGAAUUUUAUAUUAUCAUUAUUAAACGGCGGGAUGGACGCUGUCUUUAUCAUGAAUCGACCAAGACUAGAAAGUAUACUUCAAAGUGUCAUUCAUUAUGCUAGUGACCUUUCAGAUAUUCCAACAGCUAGAUUAUCUUUUAAUAUUCUUUCCAAGACGCUUACCUUAUGGGGAGAACAGUUACAAUCUUCAGGAUUAUAUGAACAUAUAUUACGUAUUUGCUUUGAAGUUCCCAUGAAACCUUCAUUCAAUGCAAACGAUGGCCAAUCACAGCUGGUUUUAAAUGAAAUAUCCAAUAUACUGAAAAUCAUUCUAUCUCAAAAAGGAGAUGAUUUCGUUAAAUAUCUUGGAACCUUUUUGACUCUCUGGUCUCCACCAUAUGAUCUUGAUAAUUUUUUACAAACAUUACAGCAACCCGACAUAAAAAUGUUUCGAAACGAUUCAUUCAAAGAUCAAAAUCAUGAAAGUAAUUUAUAA
Diversispora eburnea is the source of this 2043-nucleotide messenger RNA. The record is from the annotation of a GenBank genome assembly. Lineage: Eukaryota; Fungi; Glomeromycota; Glomeromycetes; Diversisporales; Diversisporaceae.